Molecule: messenger RNA, 2167 nt
Organism: Varroa destructor (honeybee mite)
Lineage: Eukaryota; Metazoa; Arthropoda; Arachnida; Mesostigmata; Varroidae
Gene: Caf1-55
Product: chromatin assembly factor 1 p55 subunit
Molecular function (GO): protein binding
Source: RefSeq, a predicted model, not a curated record
UGGUAACAUUGAGAGGUAGACCUAACUGCGUCUGGUGUGAAACACUGAUAGGAUAACGAGCCGCCUGUUUUGUGUUCACUUGACAGUGGUGGAACAUGAUUGGGGUGAGGUUACCAGCCAUCGUUCGCUGACUAUCAAUGGCCUCACGGCAUUAGAGGACAUUUAACACGAUCGAACUAGGUGACAUCGUCUAGGAGAAUACGUUUGUCUCAUUGAAAGCUUGUAAUUGUGACUUCAAAUUCAAAGCGGCUAGGCUUAAAAAGCGCAAAGUUGAGGAGCGUGUGAUUAACGAAGAAUACAAAAUAUGGAAGAAAAACACUCCAUUUUUGUACGAUCUCGUGAUGACCCACGCACUGGAGUGGCCUUCUCUUACGGCGCAGUGGCUGCCAGAUGUGACUCGGCCGGAAGGGAAGGAUUAUUCUGUACAUCGUCUCAUUCUUGGAACGCAUACGUCUGAUGAACAGAACCAUUUGUUAAUCGCAUCAGUUCAGCUGCCAGGCGAAGAUGCCCAAUUCGACGCUACGCACUAUGAUUCAGAGAAAGGUGAAUUCGGCGGGUUUGGAUCAGUAUCCGGCAAAAUCGAUAUCGAGAUUAAGAUCAAUCACGAGGGUGAGGUGAACCGUGCUAGGUACAUGCCUCAAAAUCCGUGUAUCAUUGCUACGAAGACUCCCUCAAGCGAUGUUCUGAUUUUCGACUAUACCAAACACCCUUCGAAGCCCGACCCCUCGGGCGAGUGCCAGCCCGAUCUCAGAUUGCGGGGGCACCAGCGCGAGGGCUAUGGGCUGUCGUGGAAUCCGAAUUUAAACGGACAUCUACUUUCGGCAUCGGACGAUCACACAAUCUGCCUGUGGGAUAUCAAUGCCCCGCCACGAGACGGCCACAUUGUGGACGCCAAGAGCAUCUUUACAGGUCACGUUGCUGUGGUAGAGGAUGUCGCUUGGCAUUUACUGCAUGAAAGCCUCUUUGGAUCCGUUGCUGACGACCAGAAGCUUAUGAUUUGGGACACCCGCAAUCCUAACACAAACAAGCCUAGCCACACCGUGGAUGCCCAUACUGCGGAGGUAAACUGCCUCUCGUUCAAUCCCUACUCAGAGUUCAUCUUAGCGACUGGAUCAGCUGAUAAGACGGUUGCUUUAUGGGAUCUUCGUAACCUUAAGCUUAAGUUGCAUUCAUUCGAAAGUCAUAAGGAUGAGAUCUUUCAGGUUCAAUGGUCUCCGCAUAACGAAACUAUCCUGGCUUCGUCUGGCACUGAUCGCCGAUUACACGUCUGGGAUCUCUCGAAGAUCGGUGAAGAGCAGAGUGCGGAAGACGCCGAGGACGGUCCACCUGAGCUUCUUUUUAUCCACGGAGGUCACACGGCAAAAAUCAGCGACUUCUCGUGGAACCCCAAUGAGCCAUGGGUGAUUUGCUCCGUAUCUGAAGAUAAUAUCAUGCAAGUGUGGCAAAUGGCAGAGAACAUUUACAAUGACGACGAACCCGAUACGCCGGCAGCUGAACUGGAAGCCAACGCUUAGAACUAAGCCGCUGUAUUCUCAUGACACAAUCCCGUAAACUAAAUUUGUGGCGAACACUUUGAGAACAAAAGCACGCUGUUUGUUUAGCAUAGCGGGAGGCUGAUUUAAAUCGGUGUGAAUGUGGGUCAAAGUGCUAGUGAUGCCUGUGUUAAGUGAAGGCAAUACAGGGAAGGUUCAAACGAAUAAUCGAAUGUACUCUUUGCGGAGCGUUGUGAAUAUUUGAAAGGCGAAUGUGAUGCUAGAAACAUCAUCAUUUAUUUAUGUGACAGUAUUCCACAAAGCUUCCAUUUGGAUAUGACAAAGCCUAGAACAAUGCUGUUGUGGUGAAUUACUUUGAGAUUAACAGUGGACCUGGUCCGUCACAAUAGUGUCUUUUUUCUGAGAUUUUGCCAGCUUAUUUACUAAGGAUAGCUUAUCCGCUAGGCAAAUCAGCAAUGCCAUUUGAUUAGAUGAGCAUCAGUUAUGUGAGAUGCGUCUUACACUAUUAUGGUUUGUAUAAUAAUUGCAAUGUUGUCAGAUCCCCCAAAAUUUGCGCAAGACAAAAAAGUGCAUUCUAAGCUUGUAUUUACGCUGAUCGGUGAACACGUUCAUAUAUGCGACCCAACAAUCGCUAUUUAGUUUCAUAAAAAUCCAUGUUUAUCUACACAGAUCAA